Chaetomium fimeti is the source of this 1734-nucleotide messenger RNA. Its product is annotated as major facilitator superfamily domain-containing protein. Gene Ontology annotation, biological process: transmembrane transport. Bases 1 to 1734 code for a protein of 577 amino acids. Gene Ontology annotation, molecular function: transmembrane transporter activity. Lineage: Eukaryota; Fungi; Ascomycota; Sordariomycetes; Sordariales; Chaetomiaceae. The record is from RefSeq and is a predicted model, not a curated record. Gene Ontology annotation, cellular component: plasma membrane. The transcript is spliced from 3 exons.
AUGGCUGGGCUGGAGGAAAAGGCAUCACGGGAACAAACCGGGGAGCCACCAAUAUUUGACAGUUCCCUCCCCCAGUCGUCGGGGAGCAGUCAUGAUGGAUCCAGCGAGCCAGCGCCUCGGCUCCACGCUAGAACCCUUCUAGCAGUGCUGGCUGUUUGCCUAAUAUACUUUGCUCAACUUGUCAGUCUCGUGGGGGCCGGCGUCCAAGCACAAACCAUUGGCGCCCACUUCAACGACACAAGCAAAGUCGUCUGGUUUGCCGGCGCCAUCGCCAUCUUCACCGUCGUCCUCGGGCCCAUCGUGUCUCAAGCCGCCGAUUACUGGGGCCGAAAAUGGUUCCUCGUCACCCUGACUUUCACUGGUGCCGUCGGCUCCGUGGUAAUAUCCCGCGCCAGCUCCCUAAACAUGGCCAUCGCCGGCUUCUGCCUCGUCGGCACCGCCUUCGGUACGCAGCCGCUCCUGCACGUCGUCGCGUCCGAGGUUCUCCCCCGACGUUGGCGGGGUUGGGCACAGGCUUGUCCCCUGAUGAUCAGCACACUCGGCAGUCUCACAGGGCUCUUUGUGGGCGCCGCCCUGAACCGUACGUCUGAUCCAAACUCGGACGGGUUCCGCUACUACUUCUACAUGGCCAUGGCCUGCUAUCUCCUCGCCGCGGUCGCAUGCGCCAUCGUUUACAACCCACCGCCCCUCCCUGGCCAACUAGCCUUCACCCAGCGCGAGAAGCUCGCCAAGCUGGACUGGAUCGGCUACCUCCUCUUCUCCACGGGCCUGGUCCUCUUCUCCGUCGGCCUGUCCUACUCCAAGAACCCCUACGAAUGGACCGACCCGCGCGUAUCCGCGACCUUCGCCGUCGGCAUCGCCCUCUCGCUCGCCCUAAUCCUCUACGAAACCUUCCACAAGACCGACGGGCUCUUCCACCACGGCCUCUUCUCGCGCAACCGCAACUUCGCCAUCGCCACGCUGGCCAUAUUCCUCGAAGGGCUCGCCUUCUUCGCCGUCAACAGCUACUUCGCCUUCCAGGUCACGACGCUGUACGAGCCCGACGCCAUGCUGUCCGCCGCGCGCUACAGCCUCAAGUUCAUCUUCACGGCGGUCUUCGGGUGCGUGGCCGGGUGGCGCGCCACGAGCUCGCGCCGCGUCCGCUGGAUCACGGUGGCCGCCUUCGUGCUACUACUGGCGUUCUUCGUGUGCAUGGCCACGAGUGAUCGCGGCAGCGACGAUGCCGUCUGGGGGUAUGCGGCGCUGAUGGGCGUCGCGUUUGGGAUCACGCUGACGACGCUGAUCACGGUGGCGCAGCUGUCGACGCCGCCGGAGCUGAUUAGCAUCGCGAGCGGGUUGUUUAUCUCGUUCCGCUCGCUGGGCGGGAAUGUUGGGUUGGCGAUCUAUAAUGCGGUUUAUAACGCGGCGAUGGAUCGCUUGGAUGGGAAUGUGGGAGACGCCGCCGUGUCGGCAGGGCUGCCGGUAGAGGAAGUGCCGCGGUUUGUUGCCGCGCUUGUUGCGCGCAACGAGACCACACUUCUGGGGAUCCCGGGGGCUACCCCUGAGAUCAUUGGCAGUGGAACCACGGCUCUCCUUGAGACUUACGUGGUAGCCUUCCGCUAUGUGUGGAUAAGCGCGGGGUGUUUCGUGGCCGUGGCGGCUAUCGCUGCUAUUUUUCUAAUCGAGGAGGAGAAGGAGUUCAACAUGCGGAUUGACAACCCGAUCGAAAAGCAGGAGGAGUCGCCUUCCGCUUAG